GCAUGCUCACUCGCGCUCGUGACGCCGCGGAGCCGAGCGGGCCCGGAGCCGGCUCCAGAGGGGCGGCGGGCGCGGAGGAGGAGACACGCAGAGCCCGAGCGCAGGCUCUCCCCGCCGCGCCCAGCCGCGCGGCCAGCCCGACGGAGCCGGCGCCGGGCGGGCUCCGAGCGGCCACCACCGCCGCCGCCGGGCCGGGCAUGAGCGCGGAGGGGCCGCGGCCGCCCCCCGCACCGCCCGGCGCGCGCAGGCCGUGACCGGGCGGGGGGCACACAGCGGCCGAGCGGCGCGGCCAGAGGAGCCAUGGACUGCAGCCUCGUGCGGACGCUCGUGCACAGAUACUGUGCUGGAGAAGAGAGCUGGGUGGACAGCAGGACCGUCUACGUGGGACACAAGGAGCCGCCUCCGGGCGCAGAGGCCUACAUUCCACAGAGAUACCCUGACAACAGGAUCGUCUCCUCCAAGUACACGUUUUGGAACUUCAUACCCAAGAACUUAUUUGAACAAUUCAGAAGAAUAGCCAACUUUUACUUUCUUAUCAUAUUUCUGGUACAGCUGAUCAUCGACACACCCACCAGCCCAGUGACGAGUGGACUCCCGCUGUUCUUUGUCAUCACCGUCACAGCCAUCAAACAGGGCUACGAGGACUGGCUCCGCCAUAAAGCCGACAAUGCCAUGAACCAAUGCCCUGUGCACUUCAUCCAGCACGGCAAGCUCGUCCGCAAGCAGAGCCGGAAGCUGAGAGUCGGGGACAUCGUCAUGGUCAAGGAGGAUGAGACCUUUCCCUGUGACUUGAUCUUCCUCUCCAGCAACCGUGGAGAUGGGACCUGCCACGUCACCACUGCCAGCUUGGACGGGGAGUCAAGCCAUAAAACGCACUUCGCGGUCCAGGACACCAAGGGCUUCCACACCGAGGAGGACGUCGACCGUCUGCACGCCACCAUCGAGUGCGAGCAGCCGCAGCCUGACCUGUACAAGUUCGUGGGGCGCAUCAACGUGUACAGCGACCUGAGCGACCCCGUGGUGAGGCCCCUGGGAUCAGAAAACCUGCUGCUCAGAGGAGCCACGCUCAAGAACACCGAGAAGAUCUUUGGUGUGGCCAUCUACACGGGCAUGGAGACCAAGAUGGCCUUGAACUACCAGUCGAAAUCCCAGAAGCGAUCUGCUGUGGAAAAGUCCAUGAACGUGUUCCUCAUCGUCUACCUCUGCAUCCUGGUCAGCAAGGCGCUGAUAAACACUGUGCUCAAGUACGUGUGGCAGAGCAAGCCCUUCCAGGACGAGCCCUGGUACAACCAGAAGACCGAGUCAGAGCGGCAGCGGAACCUGUUCCUCAGGGCCUUCACAGACUUCCUGGCCUUCAUGGUACUCUUCAACUACAUCAUCCCCGUGUCCAUGUACGUCACCGUGGAGAUGCAGAAGUUCCUCGGCUCCUACUUCAUCAGCUGGGACGAGGACAUGCUGGACGAGGACACGGGGGAGGGGCCUCUGGUCAACACGUCCGACCUGAACGAGGAGCUGGGCCAGGUGGAGUACGUCUUCACAGACAAGACGGGCACGCUCACGGAGAACAACAUGGAGUUCAAGGAGUGCUGCAUCGAGGGCCAGGUCUAUGUGCCCCACGUCAUCUGCAACGGGCAGGUCCUGCCCGACUCCUCCGGCAUCGACAUGAUCGACUCUUCCCCGGGCGUCAGCGGGAGGGAGCGGGAGGAGCUCUUUUUCCGGGCCCUCUGUCUCUGCCACACAGUGCAGGUGAAAGACGAUGACCAGGUGGACGGCCCCAGGAAGUCGCCUGACUCGGGGAAGUCCUGCGUGUACAUAUCGUCCUCGCCCGACGAGGUGGCACUGGUGGAAGGCAUUCAGAGACUUGGAUUCACGUACCUGAGGCUGAAGGACAAUUACAUGGAGAUUCUCAACAGGGACAACGACCUGGAGAGGUUUGAAUUGCUGGAAGUCUUGAGCUUCGACUCGGUGAGGAGGCGUAUGAGCGUCAUCGUCCGGUCGGCCACAGGAGAAAUUUAUCUGUUCUGCAAGGGCGCGGACUCUUCCAUAUUUCCCAGAGUGGUUGAAGGCAGAGUGGACCAGAUCCGGGCCCGAGUGGAGCGCAACGCGGUGGAGGGGCUCCGCACGCUGUGUGUGGCCUACAGGAGGCUGGCCCCCGAGGAGUACCAUGCCGCGUGCCAGCUGCUGCAGGCCGCCAGGGUGGCCCUCCAGGACCGGGAGAAGAAGCUGGCCGAAGCUUACGAGCAGAUCGAGAAGGAGCUCACCCUGCUCGGCGCCACCGCCGUGGAGGACCGGCUCCAGGAGAAGGCGGCCGACACCAUCGAGGCGCUGCAGAAGGCGGGCAUCAAGGUCUGGGUGCUCACCGGGGACAAGAUGGAGACGGCCGCGGCCACCUGCUAUGCCUGCAAGCUCUUCCGCAGGAACACGCAGCUGCUUGAGCUGACCACCAAGAAGAUUGAGGAGCAGAGUCUGCAUGACGUUCUGUUCGAGCUGAGCAAGACUGUCCUGCGCUGCAGCGGGACCCUGACCAGGGACGGCUUCUCAGGACUUUCAGCGGACAUGCAGGACUACGGAUUAAUCAUUGACGGCGCGGCACUGUCGCUGAUCAUGAAGCCCCGGGAGGACGGCAGUUCCAGCAACUACCGGGAGCUCUUCCUCGAAAUCUGCCGGAACUGCAGCGCUGUGCUCUGCUGUCGGAUGGCGCCCCUGCAGAAAGCCCAGAUUGUUAAGCUGAUCAAAUUCUCAAAGGAGCACCCCAUCACUCUGGCCAUCGGCGAUGGGGCCAACGACGUCAGCAUGAUCCUGGAGGCCCACGUGGGCAUAGGGGUCAUUGGGAAGGAGGGCCGUCAGGCUGCACGGAACAGCGACUACGCGAUUCCCAAAUUCAAGCACCUAAAGAAGAUGCUCCUGGUCCACGGACAUCUCUACUACAUCAGGAUCGCUGAGCUGGUGCAAUACUUCUUCUAUAAGAACGUCUGCUUCAUCUUCCCUCAGUUCCUCUACCAGUUCUUCUGCGGGUUCUCACAGCAGACGCUGUACGACACGGCGUACCUGACCCUCUACAACAUCAGCUUCACCUCCCUCCCGAUCCUGCUGUACAGCCUCAUGGAGCAGCACGUGGGCAUCGACGUGCUCAAGAGGGACCCCUCGCUGUACAGGGACAUCGCCAAGAACGCGCUGCUCCGCUGGCGGGUGUUCCUCUACUGGACGCUGCUGGGCCUGUUCGAUGCCCUCGUGUUUUUCUUUGGUGCUUAUUUCAUGUUUGAGAACACGGUCGUGACCAGCAGUGGACAGAUGUUCGGGAACUGGACCUUCGGGACGCUGGUCUUCACAGUGAUGGUGUUCACAGUCACGCUGAAGCUGGCCCUGGACACACACUACUGGACCUGGAUAAACCACUUUGUUAUCUGGGGGUCGCUGCUCUUCUACGUUGUCUUUUCCCUACUCUGGGGAGGAAUUAUCUGGCCGUUCCUCAGUUAUCAGAGGAUGUACUACGUGUUCAUCCACAUGCUGUCCAGUGGGCCUGCCUGGCUGGGCGUCAUCCUGCUCAUCACCGUCAGUCUCCUCCCCGACGUCCUCAAGAAAGUGCUGUGCAGGCAGCUGUGGCCGACAGCGACGGAAAAGACCCAGAAGAGCAUGCAGCACAAAGCACCAGGGGAUGCCGUGCCGAGCAGCGACAGGCCACUGCUGAAGGACCUCUUACCGCAGCCGCGGCGGCAUUAGCUCCACGCUAGAACGCGCAGCUGCAGGAGACGGCGGCUCAGGACGCGCCCCUCUCGCCUCUCUGCAGCGCCCAGGUGCUCGGAGCCCCAGGCCCUUGGCUGUGGGCGGCUUCCGCCUAGGAAGGCGCUCUGUGCCUGGCAGUCGGGGGAGCGCUGUGCCCCCCCAUUGGGCCCUUCUGGCAGCUGCUGUGGUUCCAGCCUGAGGCGUGGGCACUGUGGUCCUGCCAUGGACCUGUGCCACGGGUGGACGGCGCCCAGCCCAGCCCUGCGAGCUGUGCACUAUGCACCUCUGCUGGUGGCCGAGGAGGCGGAGCCCUGGCCGCGGCCACUCGCUGGGGCACAGCACACCAGUCAUUCACCCCAGGCCCGCGGCCUCGCGCUCCAGCUAGACUGAGAACACAGACCUCACCUGGCCCGUUCUCCACACUGCAGCCACAGACUGGCCCCACCCGGGCCUGCCUGUCACCCCGCCAUUGUCUCCGUGCCGUCACCUGAAGAACCGUCCUCUGGUCUGCACCUCCACGUCCAGCAGCCGUCCAGCUCACACCCCCCCAGCUCACACCCCCCCAGGCGCCCCCUCCCCCCGCCCCGCAGAAACCCUGCGCGCUGCAGGCUGGGAAGCACCCUGCCGGACCCGGGGGCCACGUGCACCUCCCUGCCCUGGGGUUCCGCUCAUCCCGGUGAGACACAGCAUCUCCUGGCCACAUCUGAGUCCCUGAGGAGACUCUGAUCCUGUGUCAGAACUUCGCAGGGAUUCCAUGUCCCUCUCCUGCCACCACUGUCCCGUGGAGGACCUGGUCAUGGUGGGGGCACGUGUGGUGUGAGCGUGGCUUGGCUGCACAGCACACUCACGGGGGUGCCAGUUCACCUUGGAAGGGUUGGGCUUGAGGCUGCUGGGAAAGGGCACUGGUCUGGGGCCUGCCAGAUGGGGAAAAGCUGGGGGCGGUCAGACCACGUCCUUACUGGGAUGGAGUCCUCCUCCCAAGCCUGUCCCGGCCACUUGUGCCGUCAGUCCCAGCGGGCAACGCACGGCUCCGCCAGCCUCGCCAUGGCUCUCCCAGGCCAGCUCCUGUGUCUUCGUGGUCUCUCCUGUCUUAGGAUCCUGGCCAGGGUUUCAUUGGGGGUGGACAGGCGAUUGGGAGGCUGUGUUAUGAAGCUCCUGUUACCUUUGGCAUGGUCUUUGUUUCUAGAAGACUCUACCUGGGAUAGCCUUGAGGUCCUAGUUUAGAGGAGACAUUUCCUUGCAGGCUGGAGCCUGAGCCAGAGGGAGGAAAGGUCAGUGUCCUGUGUGCAGUGGCCAUGGCAGGCCGGGGCGCUGGCGAGGGAUGUGCUGUUCCCCAGCUGCUUCAGCAGAAAGUCUGGAAAAUGCACAGUCGGUUGUGUGAGGUCUCACCUGCAAAAUAUUUAUUUGAACUACAGAAUGAAUCAGUAGCACAGUGAACCCUGUGUGGGGCAGGUCAGAGCAGGACCCUGUACCAAAGAGGGGGUGGCCUCCUUGGCUGAGGACAGAGGACGUCAUGCUCCUGGCCCCUCGCCCUGGCCUGCCCCAUCACCUCCGGCUCACCUUCGGGGCUCCCCAGGUCCACGCUGACUGCAGACAGCAUUUACAGCCCUUUUUAAGAACCCAAAAUGGGUCUGAAUCUAAUACCUGCAGGGGGACAGGUUCUCUGUACGUUUAGUUAACAGAUUAUUUGUAAUGUAUUUUUUUAGAGACCUUGAAGUUGCCUUUGCGAUGAACUAUUUUCAUAGCUCUUUAUAUCUCUUUUAUCAUUUGUUAACAUAUCUGAUUUUUAAAGUAUGUUUUAGAGCUUUAAUGCUUAAGUUCAUGGAAUCGUGGCCACUUUACGUUUCCGUUCUGGUGAGAAUUCCGCCGAAUGUCCCGAUUUCUGAUGAAUGUGAAUUUUCAGGGUUGAUUUUAUCCUCCACAGCUUGGUUUCCUGGUGUUUCUGGGGCAGCAGUGAGUCCAAGGUCUUGUGAAGGUCACAGUCAUUUGCUCGACUUUGCCGUCACGGUUCUCUGCAAUGUCAUCUGCUUUUUGUUUCGUUUUUGUUCUUAAUUUCCAUCCCUCAGCCUUAAAAAUAGGAGAUUCCUGCUUGAGGGUCCGGCCGGCCGGACCCUGUCCUGCCUGAGUGCAGGGGGCGCCCUGUGCCUCAGAAGCCUCAGUUGGGAUGUGAGGCCCUGGGGAUGUCUUCCUGUCACCUGGGAGGUUACUAAACGGGGGUCUCGUGAUGGAAACACAGGGGCUCAGGCCUAACAGCAGGGGAGACCCAGUGAGGGGCACUGGGGCCUGGCUCGGCUUUCUGCUCACAGCGACUGUGCAGCCAGCGAUGCCGGCCCAGCCGUAGGCAUGUCCUUAGCCUUGAUGUCUCCCGCCAUGGCUCACCUGAAGGGAUCAUCACCUGCAAGUCUCGGUCCGUCACAGCACACGGCUCCUGAUCCACACGCCACCUGCACACAGCACGCUGGCCCAUGCCAGCCAUCCUGGCUACACACGUUCUCCUGCUUCCCAUGCACGGUGCGAGCUCACACACGCGUGUGCACAUACCCAUACACUGCUCUCCUCUUGUCCGUGCACCUGCCUCCCUCCCGAGGUUCCUGUGAGGAGGCUGCGCACACAGGCGCGCACACACAAUGCUCACUGCAAACAUGCAAUGGCCCUGCAGGCCCUGCGUGCGACUCCACGCUGGACUGAGAGCUGUCCCCUCCCAGGGAGGUCCAGCUCCCCUAGCCUCUCCUCGCCCAGCUCAAGCCACCGUGCCAGCAAGCAGGGCCUGGGUCCACAGGAACUGCACACACCCUUGUGCGUCUGAGAGCACGGCUGCCCUCCGUCCCACGCCAGCCAGGAAGCGUCCUGUCAGUCCCACCCACCCACUCCUGAGCACAAGCAGACCAAAGGCCAUGCCCAGAACACCUAUGCUGGCAGGAGGCCUGGCGGUGAGCCGGAGGAGGACCCCGGGCACUCAGGCAGGGUGCGCUCGGGGCCUCUGAGCAUCUGCAGCUUGGCUACAGAACUCCCGUGGUGGCACCUGCUCCAGGUCGCCACACCAGCCAGCGCCAGGGUCAAGCGCUGCAGCCCGGAUCCUGGAACCGCCAGAUCCCUGUGCUGUGCACCCGCCGGCACUGAACUAACGCAACCACUUUCAUUUCACCUCGAUAUUAUUUAUUGACAACACAGUAUAACAGGUCCUCACACUCUACAUUUCUUUUGGAAGUUGCCCAUUUGUAACUUUAAAAACAGGAAAAUUAUCAGUAGGCGAAUGCAAUCUUUUUUUUUUUUUUUUAAGCUGGAGGGCAGGUGAGCGGGAAUGAGAAUCAUUCUGAUACUGUGUAAGCAGAGCUUUAAUGAAGGUGUGUUGGAAGUAUUAUGAAAGCGAUUCUACUUUUGCAGAAAAAAUCUAAAGAUCAAUUUAUAUAGCUUUAUUUUUUACUUUAUUGAGAUACACAGAAUUUUAAUAUGCCUAUAUUGUCUCUGACUUAAAAUAACAUAUGUCUGUAUUACCAUUUAAAAUGCCCAUUCACUAUGUAAUGUAAUAAGAAUCUUCAAAAAUGUAUUUAAUGUGAAAGAUAUCUAUAGCUGUCAUCAUCAUAAGCAUUGGAACUUAUUUUUAAAUUAUCAAAUAUAGUAGGUACAUUUAACAUAAAUCAUCCUCCAGACCGUAACAUUCAGCUGAUUCGUUAAUUUGCUUUGAAAAAUUAAAUUGUGAUUUAAACCAAAUCAGACAUUUCUGUAAAGUUUAUUUUGUAUGCUACUGUUUUUAACUUUUAUUUCUGUAGCAAAAAUAGCACUUGAUGAUCUUAAUUACAUUGGAUUUUCCUGUAGAUUGUCCAAGCGGAAGACCUGAAUUUGCUCACAAUAAAUAUGAAAAAGAA
This is a messenger RNA of Sciurus carolinensis (gray squirrel), 7589 nucleotides long. RefSeq names its product ATPase phospholipid transporting 11A (gene Atp11a). Gene Ontology annotation, cellular component: recycling endosome; endoplasmic reticulum; plasma membrane. Lineage: Eukaryota; Metazoa; Chordata; Mammalia; Rodentia; Sciuridae. Gene Ontology annotation, molecular function: ATPase-coupled intramembrane lipid carrier activity; magnesium ion binding; ATP binding. The transcript is spliced from 30 exons. The record is from RefSeq and is a predicted model, not a curated record. Gene Ontology annotation, biological process: phospholipid translocation. The coding region runs from base 301 to 3720 and encodes 1139 amino acids.